Molecule: messenger RNA, 707 nt
Organism: Volvox carteri f. nagariensis
Lineage: Eukaryota; Viridiplantae; Chlorophyta; Chlorophyceae; Chlamydomonadales; Volvocaceae
Gene: flaN
Product: outer dynein arm light chain 8, 8 kD
Exons: 1
Coding region: 76-351 (91 amino acids)
Biological process (GO): microtubule-based process
Cellular component (GO): dynein complex
Molecular function (GO): dynein intermediate chain binding; dynein light intermediate chain binding
Source: RefSeq, a predicted model, not a curated record
CAGUCGCACAUACUCGUCGCACCUGAACUUUGCCCAAACUUUCUCUUAGAAACUCAUCAACUUACGCUUACAAAGAUGGCGGCAGGCAGCUCCAAGGCCGUUAUCAAGAACGCGGACAUGUCUGAGGAGAUGCAGGCGGACGCCGUGGACUGCGCUACCUGCGCGUUGGAGAAGUACAAUAUUGAGAAGGACAUUGCUGCGUACAUCAAGAAGGAGUUCGACCGGAAGCAUAACCCGACGUGGCACUGCAUCGUGGGGCGCAACUUUGGCUCCUAUGUAACACAUGAAACGAAGCACUUUAUCUACUUCUAUCUUGGGCAGGUGGCCAUAUUGUUGUUCAAGUCAGGCUGAGGAUGGACUUUCGGGCGCGCGGCCCGUAAAUUUGGCGGUAGUGCUGGUGGAUACUUUGGGCGGCGUGUUUGGUGGAGCAUCCUCCUGUACAGAUAUAUGAUAGGCAAGAGUAAUACAUAGGGUGCUGGGCUACUCGAGGCGUUCUUCAGAUGAGCUUCGAUCGCUUCGGCAGACGUGGGGAGGGCCUUCUAGAUGGUUGCGCGGGCAGGGUAGCUUGACAACCAUAUGACUGUGACACUUAAGGUUAGCGACCUCCUUGAGAAUUUAAGCAGCCUGCGGCGAAUGCUGCAGGUUGGACAUUGUACUCUUAUUCCAAUAAUCCUCGUUCUAUUUAUGUAACGCAACGAGGUUUGGUG